CGUUGAAAACAGCCUCGCACUCGGACACGGAAGUGACGCCACUCUAGAAUCCCCCCCGUACUUCCGAUCUUCAGCGCUGCUGCGACUCAUCUGAGCGAACGGAUCGGAUCUCUGUCCCGAAAUCUUUCUACAGCCAGCGUCGAGUGGCGGCCCGACGCGGUCCGGCAGUAUUUUUUUUCUCUGAGCUUAUCCCUUGCUCCGGUUCCUCAUGAGUGACGGGGAGUGUGAUUUCUUCUGCUUUUUUCGGUGCUGCUAAAAGCCACAGGGCCCCCUGGGAUUCUCGGUCCGGUCGGGGGCGGAGAGGAGCAGCUCAGUAGCUGCUGAUUAGUGGAGAGCAGCUGUCAGUCAGGGAAAGGUCGGGCCCGGAGGGCUAUGUCUGUGGACAUGAGUAGCCAAGCCUCAGACAGUAACGAGGAAUUCGAAGAUGACGAAGAUGUCGUGGAGGGCGACAUCCCUGAUUAUUAUGAUGGACUUGAUGAUGACGUGGCGGUGGAAGAACCGUUUGACCCGGAAGAGUACCAGUUCAAUUGCUUGACAUACAGGGAGAGCCAGAGGGUACUAACUGAGGAGGUCAACAAUGUAGCCAGUGCCCUAAAGGUGUCACCAGCUGUAGCCAAACUGGUCCUUGUACAUUUUCACUGGCAAGUGUCACAAAUACUCGAAAGGUAUAAGUCCAAUUCCUCUCAGUUGCUAUGUGAAGCCCAUGCUCAGCCUACAAGCAUCUGCAGAUCUCUCACUGCCGGGACGUCACAGCAGUGCGGGGUGUGUCUGCAGCUGGUCCGGAGAGACGCUCUCCUCUCUCUACCCUGUCAGCACUCCUUCUGCAAGGCAUGCUGGGAGCAGCACUGCACUGUACUUGUCAAAGAUGGUGUGGGAGUGGAGAUCUCCUGCAUGGCGCAGGACUGCUCUCUCCGCAUGCCAGAUGAUUUUGUUCUUCCUCUGCUGUCCAGCGAGGAACUGAAAGACAAAUACAGACGCUACCUCUUCAGGGACUAUGUAGAGAGUCAUUUCCAGCUGCAGUUGUGUCCUGGUGCCGACUGUCCGAUAGUUAUACAGGUGCAGAAACCUCGAGCUCGUAGAGUCCAAUGCAGCCGCUGCGAAGAAGUCUUCUGUUUUAAGUGCAGACAGAUGUACCACGCACCCACAGACUGUGCUACCAUCCGCAAAUGGCUGACCAAAUGUGCAGAUGACUCUGAGACAGCCAACUACAUCAGUGCACACACUAAAGAUUGCCCUAAGUGCAAUAUCUGCAUUGAGAAGAAUGGAGGGUGCAACCACAUGCAAUGCUCAAAGUGUAAACAUGAUUUCUGCUGGAUGUGUCUGGGCGAUUGGAAGACUCAUGGCAGUGAGUACUACGAGUGCAGUCGUUACAAAGAGAACCCAGACAUCGUGAAUCAGAGCCAGCAGGCCCAGGCCAGAGAGGCCCUCAAAAAAUACCUGUUCUACUUUGAGAGGUGGGAGAACCACAAUAAGAGCUUGCAGCUGGAGGCACAGACAUACCAGCGGAUCCAGGAGAAGAUUCAGGAGCGAGUCAUGAAUAACCUGGGCACCUGGAUUGACUGGCAGUACCUGCAGAAUGCUGCCAAGCUACUGGCCAAGUGUCGUUACACACUGCAGUACACUUAUCCUUAUGCCUACUACAUGGAGUCUGGACCCCGCAAAAAACUGUUUGAGUAUCAGCAAGCGCAGUUGGAGGCGGAGAUCGAGAACUUGUCAUGGAAAGUGGAGAGAGCAGACAGUUAUGAGAGAGGAGAGCCGAGCGCUAAUGAUAGAGGGGAUCUGGAGAACCAGAUGCACAUUGCUGAGCAGAAGAGACGGACGCUGCUGAAGGAUUUCCACGACACCUAAACAUCCGUCCAUCAAAUCCACGUCGAGUUCACUCUUCUCUCAACUGUCUUGGCCCCUUCUCUCCAAAGAUACCCCUUCCACUUUUUUUUGGUCAAAACUCUACUCUGCAUCUCUCAUAAUGUUUCGUCCAUCUCCUUUUUGUUUUUCUCAUUUAUCUCUUUACAAAGCAGUUUUUUUCCCCUUUUGUUCAUUCUUUCCUUCAUCAGUGCCCCGUUUUUUGCUUUCUAAUCUACUCGGCUGCAGGGUUUGAGAAAAGCAAAAUUGUAUACUGGCGUUCGCAUAGACAAUGCAUUCUCACAUCCCCACGUCAGCUGACAUUACACAUGCACACACAUACGCACGCACACACACUCAAAACACUCCACCGAAACAGUCUAACUCUUUUCUUCCUACAACAUUGCUCCUGCCAUAACUUCUGCCGCCUUUCCUUCUCACUCUUGCUUUCUUCUCAUGUUUUUUUUUCUUCCUUGGAAAUGGCUGUUGAUAGUUAGAUCAUUUAAAAAAAAAAACUGAAAACUGAAAAAAAAGAUGAAAAACAAAUGAUGCUGUAAUUUUCAACGGUUGUACAUUAAUACAGAAAUAGAGUUACUGAGAGAAAGUUUUUAAACCAGACAGUGACUCUUGUGUUUUCUUGUGCACACACGAUAAAGAUGUAUUUGCACUACACUACCAAUCAAAGUUUUGCGGUCAGCAGUAUUUGUUCGUUUUUAAAAGAAGUCUCUCAUGCUCACCAAGGUUGCAUUUAUUGGACUAAAAAUACAGUAAUAUUGUGAAAUGUUUAAAAUAACAGUUUUCUGUUUUAACGUAUCUUAAAUGUAAUUCAUUCCUGUGAUGGCAAAGCUGAAUUUUCAGCAGCUAUUACUGCAGUCUUUUGUGUCACAUGAUCCUUCAGAAAUCAUUCUAAUAUGCUGAUGUGGUGCUCAAGAUUUUUUAUUUUUAAAAAGGUAAUUAAUUAAUAUUCAUAGUAUUUUAUUAUUAAAUAUUAUCACAAUUUAAAAUGCAGUGUGAAAACUUUUUUUUUUUUUUUUUAAUUUAGAAAGAACAUUUACACAUUUAAAAAUAUAAAUAUUUUAUAACAUUAAAUGUCUUGUUUUUGAUAAGUUGAAUACAUCCUUGCUAAAUAAAAGUAUUUAUUUUUUUCAUAGUGAUCCCAAAAGUUUGAAUGGUGGUGUACAUGUGCAUUUGAAAUGGCAUAUAUUCAUGUACCACACAACUUUUCAACAUGUAACACUUAAUUUAUGCAAAACCAGAGUUGUCUCUGACACCAAAAUGUUAAGAGCUGCCAUAUAUGUGACCCUGGACCACAAAACCAGUCUUAAGUAGCACAAGUAUACUUGUAGCAAUAGCCAACAAUACAUUGUAUGCAGGGUUGCCAGGUUUUUACAAUAAAACCCGCUUAAUUCCUACUCAAAGCUAGCCGAAAAGGGGGGUUAAAAAUCGCAUUCCGGGGGCUAAAAUACACCUUUUUUUUUUUUUUUUCCUGAUAAAAUUAGCUUUCCAUUGAGAGAUACAUUUACUACUGUUAUGCUAUGUAAAAACUGAUUUACAUCCGUUGUUAUAUGCACUUAUUUAUGUUUCUGAGCGAGCACAUGUAAGCGAAAGAAAGCGCAUCUGUUUUGUCUGCGAGUGAAGAGAAUCCACCUGCGAGAGAAGAGAUUUGUUUUGGCAAAUUUUGAUGUGCACUCACAUUAGAAUAAUGCGCUCUGGAUAUAUUUGUCAUAAAAAAUAAUGCCAUAGAAACAGUCUCAAACUAACUAUUAAAAUAAGAAGAAAGUCAUGUCUGAGAGCUGCAUUGUUUUUUGUUUUUUUUUAAUGAAGAAUAUUGUGUUUUCCUGUGUGUGCUCAACCAUUUCCGUCGGUGGUGUUAGAUCACACGUUUGCGGAAACUAUGCUGCAAAAAGAAUAAAUAAAAAGCUUUUUUAAAAAGGCAAAAGAACGUAUGUACAUUUUCUUAAUAUGACAAUUAAAAACUAAUAGUCUGAUAAAUAUUCGGGACAUUUUCUCAAUAAGCGAUGUGCGGAACAAGGCAAAGCGGGACGGGUGGUAACACUAAUGAACGUGGACUUGGCAACAUGGACUGUAUGGGUCAAAAUGAUCAAUUUUCCUUUUAUGCCAAAAAUCAUUAGGAUAUUAAGUAAAGAUCAUGUUCCGUGAAGAUAUUUUGUAAACUUCCUACCGUAAAUAUAUCAGAACUUAAUUUGUGACCCUGGACCACAAAAUCAGUCUUAAGUAGCACUGGUAUAUUUGUAGCAAUAGCCAAAAAUACAUUGUAUGGGUCAAAAUUAUACAUUUUUCUUUUAUGCCAGAAAUCAUUAGAAUAUUAGUUAAAGAUCAUGUAUGUAUGUAAAAAACAAAACAAAAAAACAAAAAAAACCUUAUGACUGGUUUUGUGGUCCUGGGUCACAUUUUUUAUUAGUAAUAUGCAUUGAUAAGAACUUUAUUUGGACAACUUUAAAGGCGAUUUUCUCAGUAUUUCGUUUACUCUUAUGACUGGUUUUGUGGUUAAUUUUUAUUCUAUUAACAGGUGACCUACAGCCAUAAAAUGCAACAUUUGGUCUUUACAGCAAAGAAUAAACACAAUAUGCAGUACUGUA
Molecule: messenger RNA, 4442 nt
Organism: Labeo rohita (rohu)
Lineage: Eukaryota; Metazoa; Chordata; Actinopteri; Cypriniformes; Cyprinidae
Gene: arih2
Product: ariadne homolog 2 (Drosophila)
Exons: 15
Coding region: 373-1848 (491 amino acids)
Biological process (GO): positive regulation of proteasomal ubiquitin-dependent protein catabolic process; protein polyubiquitination; ubiquitin-dependent protein catabolic process
Cellular component (GO): ubiquitin ligase complex; cytoplasm
Molecular function (GO): ubiquitin protein ligase activity; zinc ion binding; ubiquitin conjugating enzyme binding
Source: RefSeq, a predicted model, not a curated record